Molecule: messenger RNA, 867 nt
Organism: Thunnus maccoyii (southern bluefin tuna)
Lineage: Eukaryota; Metazoa; Chordata; Actinopteri; Scombriformes; Scombridae
Product: C-reactive protein-like
Exons: 5
Coding region: 72-734 (220 amino acids)
Source: RefSeq, a predicted model, not a curated record
UGAGGAAGCAGCAAGCGUAUAAAAGUCACAGUGUUGACUGUUGCACACCACACCCUGACACAGACUUCAAGAUGGCGUUGUUGCUUGUCCUGGUGAUGCUGACAGUUUGUGGUGCAAGUCCUCGGGAUCUGUCAGGUAAAAUGCUUACCUUCCCAGAGGAAACUAUCGCAGCUAAUGUAACGUUGAGUACACCAACAGAGGAUUUCAGUGCUGUAACUGUCUGUCUCAGGUCCUUUACAGACCUCAGCAGAGGCCACGUCCUUUUCUCAUUGGCCACACCCUCUGCUCCCAAUGCCUUCCUGAUUUUCAAGCUUCCUGAUUUGUUUGAUUUAUUUGUCAUGGACAAAAGAACACAGUUUAGAGGACAGGACUACAAGCUGAAUGCAUGGCACUCUAUUUGUUCUACAUGGGAUUCUGCAUCUGGACUGGUACAGCUGUGGUUUGAUGGAAAUCCCUCGAUUAGGAAAUAUGUUGGCGGAUCAAAAAUCAGUAGUCCCAUUAUUAUGUUAGGCCAGGAGCAGGAUUCCUAUGGUGGGGGGUUUGACAUCAAGCAGUCGUUUGUUGGCAUGAUGUCUGAUGUCCACAUGUGGGACUAUGUCGUUUCCCCCUGUGAGAUCCAGCGCUACGUGGACGAUCUAAAUUUCACCCCAGGGAAUGUGCUCAACUGGAGGGCGCUGGAGUUCCAGAUCACAGGAAGGGUGCUGAUAGAAGACAAACAGACAAUCUGUCAUUAAAACAGAACCUUAAGUGAUGCUCCAUACAAUGUUUUACAAAUCACAAACCUUUUUCCUAUCAGUGUCUUCUAUAAAAUUAAUGUCACUGACUGUGCAAUUGUCACAUGUAAUUAUAUGAAUGUGACAUUGCAGU